Molecule: messenger RNA, 2963 nt
Organism: Sardina pilchardus (European sardine)
Lineage: Eukaryota; Metazoa; Chordata; Actinopteri; Clupeiformes; Clupeidae
Gene: mcm6
Product: minichromosome maintenance complex component 6
Exons: 17
Coding region: 57-2567 (836 amino acids)
Biological process (GO): mitotic DNA replication; DNA replication initiation; double-strand break repair via break-induced replication
Cellular component (GO): MCM complex; nucleus
Molecular function (GO): single-stranded DNA binding; single-stranded 3'-5' DNA helicase activity; ATP binding
Source: RefSeq, a predicted model, not a curated record
GAACGUGCUUGAAGUUGUUGUCGUAACACAUUAAAGAAAUUAAGAAUUAAAGCAUCAUGGAUCUCGUCGAACCUGCGCUGGAAAAUCCGGGACAGACGGUGAAGGAUGAUUUGGCGGAGAAAUGCCAAAAAUUGUUCCAGGCAUUCUUGGAAGAGUUUCAGAAUAGUGACGGCGAACUGAAGUAUCUGCGCGACGCAGAGGAGUUGAUUCGCCCGGAGAGAAACACCCUACUCGUCAGCUUUACAGACUUGGAGGGCUUCAACCAGGAACUUGCCACUACCAUACAGGAGGAAUUCUACAGAGUUUAUCCUCACCUGUGCCGCGCUGUAAGGAACUUUGCCAAGGAUCAUGGCAAUGUUCCAGCCUCUAAAGAAUUUUAUGUGGCCAUCCAAGAUCUGCCAACCAGACACAAGAUCCGCGAGUUGACCGCCCUGCGCAUUGGGACACUGGUCCGGAUCAGCGGCCAGGUAGUCCGCACCCACCCGGUCCACCCAGAGCUGGUGAGUGGGACGUUCCUGUGCCUGGACUGCCAGGGGGUGGUGAAGGACGUGGAGCAGCAGUUUAAGUACACGCAGCCCAGCAUCUGCCGCAACCCCGUCUGCAACAACCGCAAGCGCUUCCACCUCGACACCAACAAGUCCAAGUUCAUCGACUUCCAGAAGGUGCGUAUCCAGGAGACGCAAGCGGAGCUGCCGCGUGGAUCCAUCCCCCGCAGCAUGGAGAUCAUCCUGCGGGCUGAGGCCGUGGAGUCCGCCCAGGCCGGCGACAAAUGCGACUUCACCGGGUCACUCAUCGUUGUCCCUGACGUCUCCCAGCUAGCCACCCCAGGUGUGCGCAGUGAGACGAGCACUCGCACGGCGGGGGCCCAAGGCUAUGAGAACGAGGGCCUGCGUGGGCUCAAGGCGCUGGGUGUGCGGGAACUCUCCUACAAGCUGGCUUUCCUGGCCUGCCAUGUCGCUCCCACCAACCCCAGGUUUGGCGGGAAGGAGAUCCGUGAUGAGGAGCAGACUGCGGAAAGCAUCAAGAACCAGAUGUCUGUGAAGGAGUGGGAGAAGGUGUUUGAGAUGAGCCAGGACAAAAACCUGUACCACAACCUCUGCACCAGUCUCUUCCCCACCAUCCAUGGUAAUGACGAGGUGAAGCGUGGCAUCCUACUCAUGCUUUUUGGUGGAGUCCCCAAGACCACAAUGGAAGGCACGUCCUUGAGAGGAGAUGUGAACGUGUGCAUUGUUGGAGACCCCAGCACAGCCAAGAGCCAGUUCCUGAAGCACGUGGAGGAGUUCUCCCCCAGGGCUGUGUACACCAGUGGAAAAGCCUCCAGUGCUGCUGGUCUGACGGCUGCCGUGGUCCGAGACGAGGAGUCCCAUGAGUUUGUGAUCGAGGCCGGAGCCCUCAUGUUAGCCGACAACGGGGUGUGCUGCAUUGACGAGUUUGAUAAGAUGGAGACGAGAGACCAGGUGGCCAUCCAUGAGGCCAUGGAACAGCAGACCAUCUCAAUCACCAAAGCUGGGGUCAAGGCCACACUGAAUGCUCGCACCUCUAUCCUGGCUGCCGCCAACCCUGUCGGUGGACGCUACGACCGCGCCAAAUCCCUGAAGCAGAAUGUCAACCUCACCGCACCUAUCAUGUCCCGCUUUGACCUGUUCUUCAUCUUGGUAGAUGACUGCAAUGAGGUGACUGAUUACGCCAUUGCCAGACGUAUAGUCGACCUCCACUCCAGAAUUGAGGAGUCCAUUGACCGUUUGUACACCCUUGAUGAGAUCCGCAGAUAUCUGCUCUUUGCCAGGCAGUUCAAACCAAAGCUUUCCCAGGAGUCUCAGGACUUCAUCGUGGAGCAGUACAAGAGGCUGCGGCAGCGUGACGGAUCGGGCGGCGUCACCAAGUCGGCGUGGCGCAUCACCGUGAGGCAGCUGGAGAGCAUGAUCCGCCUGUCGGAGGCCAUGGCACGCAUGCACUGCUGUGACGAGGUUCAGCCAAAGCACGUAAAGGAGGCAUUCAGGCUGUUGAACAAGUCCAUCAUCAGGGUGGAGACUCCUGACGUCAACCUGGAUCAGGACGACGAGGUGGAAGCCAUGGAAGAGGAGGAUGGUGACCAGAUGAAUGGAGAUGUACCUAAUGGAGGUAUUAACGGCCAUGUUAAUGGACAAGUAAAUGGGCAGGUCAAUGGGCACGCUAAUGGAAUAAAUGGCCAUGGCGAUGAUGCAGAGAAGCAGUCUGCAGCCAAACCUGCCAUGCGACUCUCCUUCGCCGAGUAUCGCCGCAUCUCUAACCUGUUGGUGUUGCACCUCCGUCAUGCAGAGGAAGAGGAGGAUGAGGCUGCGCUGAAGAAGAGUGCCGUGGUCAACUGGUACCUGAAGGAGAUCGAGUCUGAAAUUGACUCUGAGGAGGAGCUUAUCAACAAGAAGGCCCUCAUAGAGAAGGUCCUCCAUCGACUGGUGCACUAUGACUACAUCCUGAUUGAGCUGUCACAGUCUGGCCUGAAGGGCUCGUCCCAGACCAGCGGCACGGAAACUCCUGAGGAUGAAGUAGUGCUGGUCGUCAACCCCAACUACACACUGGAGGACUAGAUCUGUGCUUUUGGGGACAUUUUUAAAAAUGUAAUCCAGUGGUCGUUCCAUGAAGUCCAUCAAGUCUUGAAUGCGACCCAUGCAAAAUCGCCACCUUUAAGUGUCUGAAUAUUGUUUUAAAAAUGUUUAACAUGUACAAAUGGCAUGUUACAAGUGGAUUUGAAAUGAGGUUUUACUUUUUUCAUCUUGAUUUGAAGAUGGCUUUCUUAAAAGGAUACUUUCUAAAGUAGUAAGCCGAUUGUUUGUAAAUACUUUGCUUUGAUUUCUACAAAGCAUUUGGAUCUGGUUAAAGAUGAUGUUUUGGACCCCUUUUAGCCUUUUUAUGCUUUCUUAUUGUUCUUAUCAUGUUAUGUUCAUGUAGCUCCUGUAAGGUUCUUUUAAAAUAAAUAUGGAUCG